This is a messenger RNA of Tetranychus urticae (two-spotted spider mite), 1713 nucleotides long. RefSeq names its product translocating chain-associated membrane protein 1. Gene Ontology annotation, biological process: protein insertion into ER membrane; SRP-dependent cotranslational protein targeting to membrane, translocation. The record is from RefSeq and is a predicted model, not a curated record. Gene Ontology annotation, cellular component: endoplasmic reticulum membrane. Lineage: Eukaryota; Metazoa; Arthropoda; Arachnida; Trombidiformes; Tetranychidae.
UCUGCACAUUCGCGGACACGUCCUUCCGGGCACAACAAAACAAACUUAACUUGUUAUAACAGAACAGCUUGUAACAGUAUUUAACCAAUUUUAUCUACAGUUAGACUUUUAAAUUUGCUUUGGUUUACUUUGAUUUAGGAAAUCAAUUGUUUUUAAAUUAAAAAUGCCUGUUAAAAGGCGCACCGGUGUUGUCAAAAAUCCCCCAAUUCUUAGUCAUGAAUUUUUCAUUCAAAAUCAUCCUGAUAUUGUUUCUUGCGUGGCCAUGAUAUUCAUCGUUGGACUACUUUUCCAGGCAACUUCUCCUUUGGCUAGCCUUUUUAUCGUAAUGAGCCAUAAUGUUACCGAACUACAUGAGCAAACGGUUCUAUACUCAUAUGGUACUAAAGAUUUGGCUUUGAUUUUCUUCUAUUUCUUAAUUUCAAUAGUUAUGCACGCUGUUGUCCAAGAAUAUUUGCUUGAUAAACUAAACCGCCGGCUUCACCUGUCAAAAAUUAAACACAGUAAAUUCAAUGAAAGUGGUCAACUUUUAUCUUUCUAUUUGGUUUCUAUACUUUGGGCAAUUGAGAUUAUCCGGAGAGAAGGCUAUCUUUGGUCUAUCUCUAAACUUUGGAUUGACUAUCCUUAUCACCACAUGAGUUACAUCUUUAAAUUUUACUUUAUUAUUCAAAUAUCAUACUGGUUACACACUUUUCCCGAACUUUAUUUGCAAAAAAUUAAAAAAGAAGAAAUGGGCCCACGGAUAACAUAUUCGAGUCUUUAUCUCUUCUUCUUCGCUGCCGCUUAUGUGUUAAACUUCACGCGAAUUGCAUUGUGCCUUUCUGUCUUGCAUUACACCGUCGAGGCUUUAUUCCAUUUCUCCAGACUGUGCUACUUUGCUGAUAAAGUACCAUUAUCUGAAUAUGGCUUCAAGCUUUGGAACGUUUUAUUCGUAUUUGUACGUUUAGCAUCAAUCACUCUUUCUGUCUUGACAUUCUGGUAUGGACUAGCUGUUAAUCAAAAGAGUACCUUAUCCUUAUUCGAGGGAAAUUUCAAUACACAAUUAAUUAGAAUCAAUUGCUUAUUAACAUUAUUCUUCCUACAAGCAUGGAUGAUGUGGAAUUUCAUCACAUUCCAUUUGAAACGAAUGCGAGAAAGAGCCACGGAGAAGCAACAGGCUAAAAAGAAAGCAUUCAAGAGUCAACCUAAAAAACCUAAACGUACCGAUGACGAUGUAAAUGAGCUACCUGAAGUAGAUCAAAAUACAAAGAAAAUGGUUACACAAAGGACAGCAGCUAAAACCGGCAAACUUAAGCAUUAGUUUGACCAUAUCAUUAUUAUAUUGAAUAUUCAAUUUUAACAAAUUUAUACAAUGGAUAUAUGAUGAUCAACAUCAAAUAUUAAGUUAUUAAUUAAUUAACGAAAAUUAUUUAAAAUUAUUGAUGGAAAAACAAAUGACUUUUUGUCACAUGAUAACAAAACAAAUUAUUAAUUGUUGUAAUCUUCCUCUCCAAUUUACAAUUUCUCUCUAUGGGUGUUAAAAAAUAUUUUUAUACAUUGAUCUAUCUAUCGAUUGUUUUUUUUGUGUUUCCAAUUUUUUAGUGGCAAUAAUUUUGAAAGGCCUAUCAAAAUCUAAGGUAAAUUUACUUGACGAUGCAAUAGUUAACAAUCGUGACUAUGGAUUCACUUGUAAAUUCAGAAAUCGACAAUCAAAAUAAUAAAUUCAAUCUAUUCUAA